Molecule: messenger RNA, 1374 nt
Organism: Mucor mucedo
Lineage: Eukaryota; Fungi; Mucoromycota; Mucoromycetes; Mucorales; Mucoraceae
Exons: 3
Coding region: 1-1374 (457 amino acids)
Biological process (GO): glycerol-3-phosphate biosynthetic process; glycerol metabolic process; triglyceride metabolic process
Cellular component (GO): mitochondrion
Molecular function (GO): glycerol kinase activity
Source: RefSeq, a predicted model, not a curated record
AUGAAAUUAGGCUUAUUAGGCUACGAUGCCUCAGACAUAGAAUGUAUUGGAUUAACCAACCAAAGAGAAACCUUGAUUACUUGGGACAGCAUGACAGGUCACCCAUUAUAUCCUGCCAUUAUCUGGAGCGACGCUCGUACCAUCGAAACCGUAAAGACCCUUUCUGAAAAGUCUGAUAAGGGCGUAGAUGCCUUAAGAGAUAUCUGUGGUUUGCCAUUAACCACCUAUUUCACUGGUGUUAAAUUAAGAUGGCUUCUAGACAAUAUACCCGUUGUGUCACAGGCCUUGAGUCAAAACAGAUUACGUGUUGGUACUGUUGAUACUUGGUUGAUCUAUAACCUUACCGGUGGAUUAGAUCAUAAUGGUGUUAUUGUUACUGAUGUGACUAAUGCAAGCAGAACAAUGCUUAUGGAUAUCAACACUCUUAAUUGGAGUCCAGAGUGCAUAGACUUCUUUGGUUUCCAACAAGUCUUAUUGCCAAGAAUUGUUUCUUCCUCUCAAGUCUACGGUACUAUGUUUGAAGGCUCACUGAAGGAUAUACCCAUUGCCGGUUGUCUAGGUGAUCAACAGGCAGCGCUUGUAGGACAGCAAUGUUUCGAAAUCGGCGAUGCCAAAAACACAUAUGGCACGGGAUGUUUCAUGCUGUUUAAUACGGGUCCAAAGCCAGUUCAAUCAAAAAACGGCUUAUUAACGACAGUCGCUUAUAAGUUCGGAGAGACAGCCCCUGCAUAUGCACUGGAAGGUUCAGUUGCAGUUGCUGGUUCAUCUAUUAAUUGGCUUCGUGAUAAUCUUGGGGUCAUUGCUGACACUGCAGAAUUAAAUAGCUUAGCUUCGGCUGUGAAAAAUACUGCUGGGGUCUAUUUCGUUACCGCUUUUGCCGGUUUGUUUGCACCUUACUGGAGAUCAGAUGCUCGUGGUACAAUCUGUGGUAUCACACAUUUCACAAGAUUAGAACAUAUCUGCAGAGCUACAUUAGAAGCUGUCUGUUACCAAUCACGCGCCAUUCUAGAUGCCAUGAACAAGGAUUCUGGCUCUCCUCUUCGGUCCUUGAAAGUCGAUGGUGGCAUGUCCAACUCUGACCUUUGUAUGCAAAUUCAAUCCGACGUCUUGGGUAUCCAGGUUGACCGUCCCUUAAUGCGUGAAACAACCGCCCUUGGUUCCGCCAUCGCUGCUGGUUUUGCUGUGGGUAUCUGGAAGUCUUUUGACGAACUCAAGUCUAUCAACCGUGAAGGAAGAACUUACUUUGAAUCCAACAUUACACAGGAAAAGAGAGACAAGAUGUGCGGGGGUUGGGAACAAGCUGUAAAACGUUCUUACGGUUGGGCUAAUAACGCUACCACCGUGCCUACUCAUGAUGACGUACUUGAAAUUUAG